GGUAUGAGCUUGACGAAGUUUUCACCGCGAACCCCGCGUAUAUCUCUCGUAUUUUCAGACCUGUGCGAAUGGUAUACCCUGUAUGUUGACUCCUCCUGCAAUCAAAAGGAGGGCUGCAAAAAUCUGCAGGACCCUGAAGGGAGAGCAAAGAGAGCGAAAACUGGUCCCCGCUGUUUGACGAUAAGCCCGGAGGCGGCGACCGUUGCUAAGGGGAGGGAAAAGCGUCACGUGACAGAUUUCAAAUGAAAGAAAUGGCCAAGGCCGGGAGCCGCGGAGUGGAGAGAUGGCGUUUUCCCCCUGGAGGGCAGCCGGCAACCGAAGGCGAGCCGACAGGACUGUUAGAAAAAAUGUCGUUCCAGGAACACACAGAAACAUCCUCAGUAUUCUUUAAGAAUGGAGUCAGGGAACGGAUGAAAGAAAAGAAAAAUGGAGUAUUAAAAACAGCAAAGAUGAAUGCUUCCCUCGCAUCAAAGAUUAGAACAAGAGCAAUUAAUAAUUCCUCUAUAAUUAAGGUCUCCCUGAAACAGAACAACAAAGCGUUGGCUCUGGCUCUCAAUGCUGCCAAGAUAACAGCUCAGAAACUUACAGAUGACAAGAUGCUGCUGCAGAAAGAAGUGGAGUUGGGUCACUUUGAAAAUGCUUGCUUACGCCAAAAACUCUCCUCUGUGAAAAAAUAUAUUGAUGAACUGCAACUCUUUAUGAACAGCCGUUUUCAAACUGCAAUCAAGCUGACCAGAUUUUCUGAGAGUGAUUCCUAUUCUUCAUUGCUGGAUGAAAGAGGGCACAGUGAUACUCAUGAUAUUUCUCGCAGUCAGGAUGAUAACAACUGUCCUAGAGUGGCACCAAAAUCAAUGAGAAUUCCACUGUCUCAGGUGGAUGAUGAAGGAAGUGGCAAUGGCAGAAAUACACCCACCAGUUUGGAGAAAUUUCCUUUAGAUCCAUUGAAAUCUGCUUUUGAUGAGACUUGGAGAAGUAUGCCUUUCCCUGAGGUAAAGAAGUCGUUCUCUUCUUUCACUGACAAAUUAUCGGCAAGCAGUGGAAAUAGUGAUUCAAGGUUACAUGGAGUGGAUGUCUCUACUUUGGCAUUUAAUUCAAACACAAUUUUUGGAGACAACCUUUGGAAUGUGCCACAGAAUUCCAGGAGUUGCUCACUAUCUAUCCUGGAUAACAAUUAUCCUGUCCAGCAAUGUGAGGAUACUACAAGACCACACAGUGAUAGUAUAUUGAGUGAACAUGUGACUAAGAGAAAAAAACGUAAAACAGGUUUUCCUGCUACAUUUGGAAACAACUUAGAGGCAGAAGUCUCAGACAUUGAUAAGCUGCAGGUGACAAAGGAAACAGAGUCUCUUGUUAAAGAGAAUCUUGAAAUCAGUCAUGUUGGUGAACUUAUUACAUUGAGCACCAAAAGAGAAAGCUGUAUAAAGAUCAAUGCCAAGGAAACAAAAACUCUAGAAAAUGAUAAUGCUGAAACAAAGAACACAAUGUUUUCUACCAGUCAAUCAAAAUUAAACUUGAAUAAUGGUAAUAACCGAAGACCGGAUAUUAAUGUUACAGUGUCAAAAACCAGUGAACUGAACAGUAGUAAGAUAAAACCUCCUAUGUCUGCCUGUCAUGUGGAAAAUUCAGAUCAUGAUAGGAAGGAGAAACGUAGUUCCCAACAUUUAGGCCAAACAACACGAAACAGAAAAACCUUUGUGAUAGAGCCAAAUCGUGUAAAUAAUUACACAACUCAAGAAAUUGAAAAAGGAAUAUUCUUGGAAAAAAUGAAGAAUUUGGAAAAUCAAUCCCAAUGUCCAGAGUCUAGAUCAUUAAGCAAUGAAAUUCAACAAAAUGAGAAAAGCUGUAGUUAUAGUACAAAAUGCCUUAAUAAAACCAAAAAUUAUAGAAGAACCAUUGUGCUAGAUCCAGGGCCUUCCAAUGAUAGGAACAGUUGUACUUCUUUUCAACAUGAUAUUAAAAAAAAGACAGACUUGGAAAACUUAGAUAGUUUAGGAAGAUGGGUCCAGAGUCCAGAAUCUAAUUCAUUAAACAUUGUGAAUACAGAAGAUUCAGUUGGUUUCCAGAAGCAAGUUCCUAAUCAAGAAGCAAUUUCAGGACUGAAUGUAAAGCGUAAAUCAAAGAGGAAGGUGCAUGAAAAUAAUGGAUCCCAUAGAUUAAGUGAGAUGGAAGAACAGAGUUUAGAUAAUAUAGAUUAUGAACUUCCACAAUCAGAAAUUAAAAAGAAAAAGCAUAGAGAUAAAACAAUGAAUUUCGAUAGGGAUAUCAUACAGAAAGGACAUUCCAAAGCCAAUGCUGAUGUGUUUGAUUUGAAUGAGAAAGCUCAAAAAGUCAGUAGAAAAAAGAAAAAAUCAAAAUGUACGCCAUCUGUACUUUCAGUUUCUUUGGGUGAUGAGGAUAACUUUUUUGAAGGAAGUAAUAGCUCAGUCAAAAAGAACUGGGAAACCUCAACCACCCCAAACAGUUGUUCUUUAACUAAAAAAAGUAGCCAUUUAGAGAAGGCAAACUGGAUGACCAUCAGCAAUGAGGCUGGCUUAAAAAAAAAAAUGCCAACAUUUGGCAAGAAAACAGGCAUUGUAAAUGAUUUGGGUAACAACGGUACUGAUUCUGAACCAUUCCUUCAAGGUCCAGAGGAUUGUGAAAUCACUCAAACCAAGCAGACAAAAUGGAGUUUUCUCCAAGUUGCAGACUGCAGCGCUUUGCAAAAGCCAAUUGUGGAUAUUACCAAGACCUUGUCUCUAAAUCCCGAUUCUCCUUCAGUUGGCCUUUCUAAAAGCUCUAGGUAUGUUGAAGUCCAAAAAAGCCCAGAAAGAGAUUGUGCUUUGUCAAUAAUCUCAGCUGUCUUCAAGGAAAAUAUUAAGCAACUUGAGAUUUCUGGAAGAGAAGAGAAGCAGCCCAUACAAGCCAUUGCAAAAACAAGUGCAGAAAAUGCAGUCCUACAAGAAAAUGGGAACAAAGUACUGAAAAAUUUGACCAAUUCCAUCCCUCUUGAAACUACAAUAUAUCCAAGCCGACGAAGAAAAAAGGAUAUUUCCUAUGUAGAGCCUAGCCUGAAUAGAAAAUUGAGGCGUGGUGACCCCUUUACAAUUACUGACUUCCUCAGUUCCCCUAUCUACAAAACAAAAAAGAAGAAAUUGACAAAAGGAACUGAAACGUCCAGGACACCCAAGAACAUUAAAAAGGAAAUUCAGCCUAGAUUUAGUGAUUAGUAUUUAGACAAAGAGCAACACAAUUGUUUCCUAAAUAAUGAGUUUUUUUCUUAAUUUACCUAGUUUUAGCUACUUAAUUUUAAAAAUAAAAUUCUUUUUUACAAAUAUUUGUUUCUCAAACUAGGUCUGUUGAAUUACAUCAGAUUUAUUAAGAUGCAUUGGAAGACCUAUAUGUAAGCUUGGUAAAAUGUCAAAAUAACUAGAACACCCAAAAUCAGGUAUUCUAUCUUCUUACAUGUCUUCUGUAUUAUGAUCAUUAUGCUUAUUAUUUACUGCAACAAAAAUGUGCCUUUCAAUUUUUAUACAAUAGCAGGGGAAUAGAGUAAUCCAAGUACUGUACAGGAAAACAAGACAAAGUCAAGACAUUUAUUUUGGUUGGAAAGCAGAUUUCAUGUAAUCACAACUUUACUGAUUUUGGCCUAAGACAUAAAAUAAUAAAAAAAAUCCUUCAUUAAAUAAAUGUUCAUAUAGAAAACAGUGUAAGAAAAAAAUAGAAAAAAUACUUUAUGGAGAAGAGUUAUUUUGUUGUGUAACAGAUUAAUGUAUUCAGAGAGUUUGGAAUAAUGUUUCAGUAAUUGGUAUAAAAUUGUUCACUUAAAUGGGUAGAAUUGUAAAUGGUAUUUUAAUAUUCAAAUGAAUCUUAUCUUAGUUCUCAAAGAAAGGAUAUUAUAGUUUAGAUUCCACUGUAUUUUAAAACCUUGAAUAUAUAAUCAGCACAGCUUUAUUUUUGGGGGGGAAGUAACUAUCUUUUUUUUUAACAGAAAUAUUGCAUGAGGAGAAAGUAGUAACAGAGUUUUCCCAGUGAGGAGGAUGUUAAAAUGUGUCCUACUUCAAAUCUAGAUCUACUUCUUCAGAAUUUGUUGUGGGGACAGGCAAACACAAUUGUACCACAUUUUUCAAGAUGUUAAAAAUAAGUUAAUGUGAUUUUUCCAUCAAUGAAUAGGUCAUGAAAUGGUAGAUACACUUCAAGGUAAGUAUAAACUCAGUGAAGGCUUAAAAGCUACACUUUUUGCAAAGGCUUAUUCCUAUGUAUUACUUUCAAUUUCCUAAUUUUUUUUUAAAUUAAAUGGGCAUCUGGUGUGUCACAGAGUAUUUGAGUAACACUCUUCCCUCCUCCACAAUCAUUUAACAUUGUACUCUUCUUUGAAAAUAGUUCCAAAGAAUUCAAAAUAGAAUAGUUAAUUUUGAAUUCUUGUAUGCAAACUUUUUAUCUGGUUUACCUAAUCCUUUUAUAUUUCUCAUGUGCUAUGUACAACAUGAUAAAUUUUCUGGAUAAAAUGAAACAAAUCCAA
This is a messenger RNA of Crotalus tigris (Tiger rattlesnake), 4498 nucleotides long. RefSeq names its product shugoshin 2-like. Bases 243 to 3206 code for a protein of 987 amino acids. Gene Ontology annotation, cellular component: nucleus; chromosome, centromeric region. Lineage: Eukaryota; Metazoa; Chordata; Lepidosauria; Squamata; Viperidae. The transcript has 10 exons. Gene Ontology annotation, biological process: meiotic chromosome segregation. The record is from RefSeq and is a predicted model, not a curated record.